AUGCUUUCAAUGCUGCAGAAAAUCGAGAAACUCGCAGCUGAAGGAAGGUUGAGAGAAGAUAAUAUGCAAGAAAUAAUUAGCGGCUUCAAGGAAGCUAUGCAAGAGGGGAUUGAGAAAGAGGAGCGGGUGUUUAUGGAGCUUCAUGGUAUCCGGGUACUGUUGGGAGAAAGGAUGGGGGGAGAAGUCGAGGACGGAGAAGAAGAAGACUUUCAAGAGAAAAAAGAAGGGAAAAAAGAGGUAGACAGGGAGAAGAAGAAAGGGGAAGAGGCUGGGGCAGAACAAGUAGAAUAG
Molecule: messenger RNA, 291 nt
Organism: Orbilia oligospora ATCC 24927
Lineage: Eukaryota; Fungi; Ascomycota; Orbiliomycetes; Orbiliales; Orbiliaceae
Exons: 1
Coding region: 1-291 (96 amino acids)
Source: RefSeq, a predicted model, not a curated record